AUGGACAAGCUGCCGCCGUCCAUGCGCCAGCGGCUCUACAGCCUUCCGCAGCAGGUGGGGGCCAAGGCGUGGAUCAUGGACGAGGAGGACGACGCGGACGAGGAGGGCGCGCGCGGCCGCCGGGAUCCCCGGCGCCCCAGCAUCCGCCUGCGCCCGCUGCCCGCCGCGGAGCCCCGGGGCGCGGCCCUCGGGGCGGCGGACGCCGAGGCGCCGGGCAAGUCCAGCACCAACGGGGACUGCCGGCGCCUCCGCGGGAGCCUGGCCUCGCUGGGCAGCCGGGGGGGGGCCGCCGGACACGCGAGCGACGCGGCCGAGGAGCGGCGCCUCAUCCCCGCCGCCGAGGGCGACGCGUCCCCGGCCGACGAGCGCACGCCGCCGGGCCUGGAGCCCGAGCGUCCCGGGGCCCCGCCGCCCGCCCCGGCCCCGGCCCCGCCGCCGCCGCCGGACACCGCGAUCAAAGCGGAGGCGGCCGGAGCCGACCAGAUCCUCCCCGAGGCCGACGCGCGCCUGGGCCAGGCCGGCUUCAUGCAGCGCCAGUUCGGGGCCAUGCUGCAACCCGGGGUCAACAAAUUCUCCCUGCGGAUGUUCGGCAGCCAGAAAGCGGUGGAGCGCGAGCAGGAGCGGGUCAAGUCGGCGGGGUUUUGGAUCAUCCACCCCUACAGCGACUUCAGAUUUUACUGGGACCUGACCAUGCUGCUGCUGAUGGUGGGAAACCUCAUCAUCAUCCCUGUGGGCAUCACCUUCUUCAAGGACGAGAACACCACGCCCUGGAUCGUCUUCAACGUGGUGUCUGACACCUUUUUCCUGGUUGACCUGGUCCUGAACUUCCGCACGGGGAUCGUCGUGGAGGACAACACUGAGAUCAUCCUCGACCCGCAGCGCAUCAAGAUGAAGUACCUCAAGAGCUGGUUUGUGGUGGACUUCGUCUCUUCCAUUCCCGUGGACUACAUCUUCCUCAUCGUGGAGACGCGCAUCGAUUCUGAGGUCUACAAGACCGCCAGGGCCCUGCGCAUCGUCCGCUUCACCAAGAUCCUCAGCCUCCUCCGCCUCCUGCGGCUCUCGCGCCUGAUCCGAUACAUUCACCAGUGGGAGGAGAUCUUCCACAUGACCUACGACCUAGCCAGCGCCGUGGUGCGCAUCGUGAACCUCAUCGGCAUGAUGCUGCUGCUGUGCCACUGGGACGGCUGCCUGCAGUUCCUGGUACCCAUGCUGCAGGACUUCCCGCAUGACUGCUGGGUGUCCAUGAACGGCAUGGUGAACAACUCGUGGGGGAAGCAGUACUCCUACGCCCUCUUCAAGGCCAUGAGCCACAUGCUGUGCAUCGGCUACGGGCGGCAGGCGCCGGUGGGCAUGUCGGACGUGUGGCUCACCAUGCUCAGCAUGAUCGUGGGCGCCACCUGCUACGCCAUGUUCAUCGGCCACGCCACCGCCCUCAUCCAGUCCCUGGACUCCUCUCGGCGCCAGUACCAGGAGAAGUACAAGCAGGUGGAACAGUACAUGUCCUUCCACAAGCUCCCUCCCGACACGCGGCAGCGGAUCCACGAUUACUACGAGCACCGCUACCAAGGCAAGAUGUUCGACGAGGAGAGCAUCCUGGGUGAGCUGAGCGAGCCGCUGCGCGAGGAGAUCAUCAACUUCAACUGCCGGAAGCUGGUGGCCUCCAUGCCGCUGUUCGCCAACGCGGACCCCAACUUUGUGACGUCCAUGCUGACCAAGCUGCGCUUUGAGGUCUUCCAGCCCGGGGACUACAUCAUCCGCGAAGGCACCAUCGGCAAGAAGAUGUACUUCAUCCAGCACGGCGUGGUCAGCGUACUCACCAAGGGCAACAAGGAGACCAAGCUGGCUGACGGCUCCUAUUUUGGAGAGAUCUGCCUGCUGACCCGGGGCCGGCGCACGGCCAGCGUCAGGGCGGACACCUACUGCCGCCUGUACUCGCUGAGCGUGGACAACUUCAACGAGGUGCUGGAGGAGUACCCCAUGAUGCGGCGGGCCUUCGAGACCGUGGCGCUGGACCGCCUGGACCGCAUCGGCAAGAAGAACUCCAUCCUCCUCCACAAAGUGCAGCACGACCUCAACUCGGGCGUCUUCAACUACCAGGAGAGCGAGAUCAUCCAGCAGAUCGUGCAGCACGACCGCGAGAUGGCGCACUGCGCGCACCGCGCCCAGGCCGCCGCGCCCGCCGCGCCCGCGCCGCCCGUCAUCUGGACGCCGCUCAUCCAGGCGCCGCUGCAGGCCGCGGCCGCCACCACCUCGGUGGCCAUCGCCCUCACGCACCACCCGCGCCUGCCCGCCGCCAUCUUCCGCCCGCCGCCGCCGCCGGGCGCCGGCCUGGCCGGGCUGGGCGGCGGCCCGACGCCCCGGCACGCGCGGCGGCUGCAGUCGCUGCUCCCGUCCGCGCCGGGCCCCGCGUCGCCCGCCAGCAGCCCCUCGCAGGCCGACACGCCGUCCUCGUCGUCCUUCCACAUCCAGCAGCUGGCCGGCUUCGCGGCCCCGGCGGGGCUGAGCCCGCUGCUGCCGUCCUGCGGCUCCUCGCCGGCCCCCACGCCGGCCGCCGCCGGCGCCAGCUUCGGCCACUUCCACAGGGCGCCGGGCGGCUCCCUGUCCUCGUGCGAGUCGCCGCUGCUCAGCCCGCCGCAGGCCGCCCCGCCGCCCGCCGCCCGCGCCGGCCUGGCCCUCCCGGAGCACUGCCCGCCGCCGCCGCCCUCCUCCCGAUCCCCGACGGCCAGCCCCGGGCAGCUGGGCCAGCCCCCCGGGGAGGCGGGCCCCGGCCUGCCCGGCACGCCCGAGACUCCCCCGCGGCCGUGCUGCGCGGCCGCGGCCCCCGGGGGCGCCUCCCCUGCAGCCCUGACCCCCCGGGGCGGCCUCAGCCCCCCCGGCCAGAGCCCCGGCCCCCCCAGAACUUUCCCCAGCACUCCCCCCCGGGCCUCUGGCUCCCACGGCUCCCUGCUGCUGCCCCCCGCCUCCAGCCCCCCACCCCCCCAGGUCCCCCAGCGCCGGGGGACCCCCCCCCUCACCCCGGGACGCCUCACCCAGGACCUCAAGCUCAUCUCAGCCUCGCAGCCCGCCCUCCCCCACGACGGGGCGCAGACUCUCCGCAGAGCCUCCCCGCACUCCUCGGGGGAGUCGGUGGCCGCCUUCCCCCUCUUCCCCCGGGGGGCCGAGGGGGGCAGCGGGAGGCCCCAUGGUGCCAGCCCCGGCCAGCAUGUCACUCUGCCUCGGAAGACAUCCUCAGGUUCUCUGCCACCCCCUCUUUCUUUGUUCGGGGCAAGAGCUGGCUCUUCUGGGGGGCCCCCUCUGACUGCUGCACCCCAGAGGGAAGCUGGGACCAGGUCUGAGCCUGUGCGCUCCAAACUGCCGUCGAACCUAUGA
Dipodomys spectabilis (banner-tailed kangaroo rat) is the source of this 3369-nucleotide messenger RNA. RefSeq names its product hyperpolarization activated cyclic nucleotide gated potassium channel 4 (gene Hcn4). Gene Ontology annotation, biological process: potassium ion transport; transmembrane transport. NCBI's taxonomy places the organism in Eukaryota, Metazoa, Chordata, Mammalia, Rodentia, Heteromyidae. Gene Ontology annotation, molecular function: voltage-gated potassium channel activity. Gene Ontology annotation, cellular component: membrane. The record is from RefSeq and is a predicted model, not a curated record. The transcript is spliced from 8 exons. The coding region runs from base 1 to 3369 and encodes 1122 amino acids.